CAGCAAUAAAACCUGUGCUUUCAGACAGAGGCAGUACCAGAAUUAAUCCAGGUUUCGAGGAGGUGUAAUCAUGAGGUCCGGAUUGCUAUUCUCGGUGCUUUUUGCUGUAGUCGCGGCCGAUCCAAGCAUUUAUUUUAAAGAACAGUUUUUGGAUGGAGAUUCCUGGCAGAGCCGCUGGCAAGUGUCCAAGCACAAGGAGGACUACGGGCAGUGGAAACUGACGGCAGGGUCAUUUUAUGGUGAUAAGGAAAAUGAUAAAGGUCUGCAGACCAGCCAGGAUGCCCGGUUCUAUGCUGUGUCGUCCCGCUUUGAUCCCUUCAGCAACGAGGGCAAGACCCUGGUGAUCCAGUUCACAGUGAAACACGAGCAGAAGAUCGACUGCGGGGGUGGCUACGUCAAGGUCUUCCCUGCAGACCAGGAUCAGGAGGACAUGCACGGGGAAUCGCAGUACUACAUUAUGUUCGGUCCUGACAUCUGUGGUUACAGCACGAAAAAGGUCCACGUCAUCUUCAACUACAAGGGCAAAAAUCAUUUGAUCAAAAAGGAAGUGAAGUGCAAGGAUGACGAGCUGACUCACUUGUACACACUGAUCCUGAGGCCCGAUCAGACCUACGAGGUGAAAAUCGACAACGAGAAGGUGGAAUCCGGCACUCUGGAGGAAGACUGGGACUUCCUGCCGCCCAAGAAGAUUAAGGACCCCGAAGCGAAGAAACCAGAGGACUGGGACGACCGGGCUAAGAUUGACGACCCUGACGAUGUCAAACCAGAGGACUGGGAGAAACCUGAGAACAUCCCUGACCCUGAUGCCAAGAAGCCAGAGGACUGGGAUGAGGAGAUGGACGGAGAGUGGGAGCCACCAAUGAUCCCCAACCCAGAAUACAAGGGCGAGUGGAAACCCAAGCAGAUUGAGAACCCUGACUACAAGGGUGCCUGGAUUCACCCUGAGAUUGACAACCCUGAAUACACACCUGAUUCAAACAUCUACAAGUUCAACAACAUAGGGGUCCUUGGACUUGACCUCUGGCAGGUAAAAUCUGGCACUAUCUUUGACAACUUCCUGAUCACUGAUGAUGAAAAAUAUGCAGAAGAGUUUGGACAGGAAACCUGGGGAGUCACCAAGGAACCAGAAAAGAAGAUGAAGGAUCAGCAGGAUGAGGAAGAAAGGAAGCAGCGUGAGGAGGAGAAAAAGAAAGACGACGUGAAAGAUGAGGAAGAAGACGAGGAGGGAGAGGAGGGAGACGAGGGAGAGGAAGGAGACAACACAGAGGCAGAAGAAGAGGAGGAUUCGUCGGAAAAUGAAACGCCAUUUAAGGACGAACUCUAAAUGAACUGCCUUGACCUGGAAGCCUGCUUUUCAAUGAAACAGGAGUUCUGAGGCCACCCCACCCCCCACCCCAUGGUUUUGCUUGAAUAGCUCGUUUUUUAAGGAUUUUUUUAGGGCUUACAAGGAAGGCAGUUUAGUCUUUGCUUGUUCGGUUCAUCCCAGGUUUUGUUAUUGUAUUUCAAUCAGCCAUUGAGGUCAGAACGUCUAAUAAUGAGAACUCUGGCACGUCUUACUGGUUUCCCUGAGAUGUGCAGCCUGCAACUCCAGGCUCUCAUCUGGCGCUGUGUUUUUAAAUUGCAGUAGCCUGAAAGAAUAAGAUUGUCCCAAAAUUUUAAAACAAAUCUUUGUUCUUGAUUUAAAAUGUUGUCAAAUUUGUAACAAACCACUGUUUAGCGAACAUGCUUUUCCUAAUGAGCGCGACAUUUUAUAGAGUGCCGAGACAAACGAUUUGUUGGGUUGUGGAGAAGUUUUGAUAAUUUCAUUUUUCUUUCCAUGUUUCUUUUAGCAGAGCUUAACGUUUUACAUUGCUGCUGCUGUUAGACAAGAGCAGAUUUCAAUGGUCAGUUUAUGUGUUGUGCAAUGCUUCAGUAGAGCAGAGCGAGACUCUAGCCCUGUUCUAAAGAUGUAACGUAACUGAAUGCAAAUGAGAGAAAGUGAAUGUAGUUCGUUGUGUUUUAGACAGUAACAGUACCAGGUAGGGAGGACAAAUACAUGGCGAUGCUUGAACUGCAGUCCAUCUCAGACAUGGAUGUAAAUACCUGUCACUAUUCACAGGCGCAGCAACUUAAAAUACAUCAUUUGGAACUUUUUUUUUUUGAGAGGGACAGUAGUACACUUGAGAUCAUUUUGCAACCAGAAUGUAAUUAUUAAUACCAAAGUUUUGUUUAUGAAAUAAAAAGAAAAAUAUAUGAAAAAA
Molecule: messenger RNA, 2240 nt
Organism: Acipenser ruthenus (sterlet)
Lineage: Eukaryota; Metazoa; Chordata; Actinopteri; Acipenseriformes; Acipenseridae
Product: calreticulin
Exons: 9
Coding region: 71-1324 (417 amino acids)
Biological process (GO): protein folding
Cellular component (GO): endoplasmic reticulum; endoplasmic reticulum membrane
Molecular function (GO): calcium ion binding
Source: RefSeq, a predicted model, not a curated record